Molecule: messenger RNA, 959 nt
Organism: Aspergillus ibericus CBS 121593
Lineage: Eukaryota; Fungi; Ascomycota; Eurotiomycetes; Eurotiales; Aspergillaceae
Exons: 2
Coding region: 178-864 (228 amino acids)
Source: RefSeq, a predicted model, not a curated record
AAUCAGGCCCGGAGGUGGUUGGGAGUGAGUAUGUAUCUAGGCCAUCGAGCAGCUGGGGGAACUUCAGGUGUGGUGGCUCGGGGAGACGGCUAGUGGUAAGUAACGGGAAUACGCAUACGGGCAGGUGCGGGAUCGGAUGGGGGAGCAGAAGAACAAGACGCAAGUAGGAAGGAACAGAUGGGCAAAGAGGGAAAGUUGGCCCAAGGGGGGGAAGCUGUGCAAAAAUCAAAAAUACUGGAACCAUCGCCAUCAUCAUCAUCACCAGCACCACCACCAUCAUCUCUCCAACACCCUUCUCUCUACUCAUCCCUACCAUUUGAACGAUCAUCACUCCCACACCCACACCCACACUUACCCCCCUCCCCGGGGAGCACGACCAUCCACCCACCAGAUCUAUCUACCUCAGAUACCUACCUACUACUAGUUAUCCCUUCACCUUCUACCAUCGCCUUCACUCAUCCGUGGUCCUCCGGUGCUGGCAUUGCGGUUGUUUCCGUGUUCUCAGCCGGCCCAGGACCAUUCCCCGAUCGGGUAGCCCAUUCACGGCUUGGCUGGGCCUGUGUUUCUUGUCGCAUCCUGUCCGGAACGGUUAACCCGUGGAGGGUUUGUUGGCUCGCUCACCACAAGCACUUCGAGCCCUCCCAAGAUUCCAGUCAAUCCGGUGAGGCGAUCCUCCCUUUUCCACGCCAUCCGUCCAUCUCUUCUCUCCAUCCUCCCUCGCCAUCAUCGACGGCCUCCCAUCUCAUCUCCAUUCUCCCUCCCAAUAACCUCCAGCCUUCCUUCUCCACUUCUCCCCAUCCAGGCCUCUCAGAAUUAAUUCCUUCCGCAGAUAGCUGGACCGGCGGCAACCAACCCGACGCGUGAUCGCCCCAUCGAGAUCUUCGUGAGAUAAAACCUCUCAGCCCCCUUCGCGCAUGGCCAGCUCUCGUUCCUCGUAACGGUUCUUGUUCGCCCGAACA